Molecule: messenger RNA, 1787 nt
Organism: Chiroxiphia lanceolata (lance-tailed manakin)
Lineage: Eukaryota; Metazoa; Chordata; Aves; Passeriformes; Pipridae
Gene: DUT
Product: deoxyuridine triphosphatase
Exons: 7
Coding region: 83-583 (166 amino acids)
Biological process (GO): dUMP biosynthetic process; dUTP catabolic process
Molecular function (GO): dUTP diphosphatase activity; magnesium ion binding
Source: RefSeq, a predicted model, not a curated record
CGCCCGCCCCGCGGCACCGCCAGCGCCGCGCCCGCCCAGCGCCGCGGGCCGGGCCGCCGCCCGAGGGGCUGCGCUGGCAACCAUGCCCGCCUCCGAGGCCGUGCCGCAGCCGUCCCCCAGCAAGAGGCAGAAGGGCUCGGGUCCCGACGAGCACAGCACACGGCUCCGCUUCACCAAGCUGUCCGAGAACGCCUUCGCCCCCUCCAGGGGCUCCGCGCGGGCUGCGGGCUACGAUCUGUACAGUGCCUAUGACUGUGUGAUACCACCCAUGGAAAAGGCGGUCGUGAAAACAGACAUUCAAAUAGCACUUCCUUCUGGGUGCUAUGGCCGAGUAGCACCACGUUCUGGUUUAGCUGCAAAGCACUUCAUAGAUGUUGGUGCUGGUGUUAUUGAUGAGGAUUACAGGGGAAAUGUUGGUGUAGUACUCUUCAACUUUGGCAAGGAGACUUUUGAAGUUAAAAAAGGGGAUAGAAUUGCCCAGCUCAUCUGUGAACGCAUUUAUUAUCCUGAGCUAGAAGAAGUUGAAGCUCUGGAUGAUACAGAACGUGGUGAAGGUGGCUUUGGUUCUACUGGGAAGAACUGAAAAUUACUUGAAUAUGCUUUAUAUUUUUUUUUUUUGUUACACUGUUUCUAAAUUUUCAUUUGAAUUAGAAGUGGGAUUUUUAGGACUGCAUAAAAACAUUUCCAGUUUUAUUCCAGCUUCUCUGUAUCCUCCUGUCUAGUUUUACAGGCAGUGAAUUUGCAUAAUGGGGAAAUGUGCAUGACUGGCUUGGCUGAUCAGUUGAUGUUUGGUCCUCAACAAUAAGAAUGUGUUGUUUAUGUGUUGAUUAUACUCUAAUAAAUUAAAAAAAUAACUUCAUGAUCUGAUUUUACUCACGCAAACUAAAAGGACCAAUUUUGCCAGUUCGCGUUAAUCUCCUGAAAUCCAUCCUCCACGUGGCUCAGGUUUUCAUACUGAGAGCCUGUUUCAUACAUUUUGAUAUGACUUCCCACUCUGACCCCUGAAAAAGGCAAAGAUAUUAAUAUUGCAUCUUCUACAACCUGUCCAAAUACUUGUGUUUCUGUUCAAAGCUAAAAUUCUGACUUUGAUCCUUAGCUGAUCUUCAAGCAGCCAAUUUUUCCACUCUCUUAUAUUAAGAGCAAACAAUACAACGUUUGAGCUAAAUAACAACUCGUCUGGAAAUAACUUCUGUAUAGUAAGUGCUACGAAAUAUGCUGUUGAAAUAUUUGUUGACAAAUCUAUUAAUAUGUUACUGUAUGAAUUAUUGAAGCAGUGCACAAAUUGUUCUUUCCAGUUCAAUUUUGUCCAUUUAACAGAGAACUCUUUGGAACCUGUCCUGAACCUGAUUCCCUAACUGUGGGAAUCUCUGAAAUGCCUCAAAACCUUUUAGGUGAAAGAACAUGAACAGGAGAGCAGAAACAAAAAAUAAUGACUAUUUUUCCAGUUUACCUAGGAAUUAGAAAAAGGCUGUGAGGCUCUCAAACACUUUUUUUCCUGCAGCUGUCAGUGUUCUUUUUAGAUUUUCUUGGCUGAAAGAUCACAGGUAGGAAAUACUGUGCUUUAAGUAGUGCUUCAGGAGUGGAAAGGUGGGCCUUUUGUAGACUUAAGAUGUUCAUUCCUCUUGGUAGUCUCAGAUUAGAAUAAUCCUAGUGGUAUUAGUUUUAUGUCCUUGUCUAGAACUAACUAUUUUCAGUGAAAUAAGCCCAAAAUAUUUUACAUUUUGUAUAUUUUAUCCCACCCUCCCCCACAGUGAGCUGCAAAAUAAAGUCUAGUAUGAGAGCAUUCA